GAGGUCAAAGGGCAACGAGGCUUGUCAACAAAGGAACCGUCAGCGGCUCCUUGAGGGGCUGGUGCUAUGGCAACGCCCCCGACGCCUGAGCGCUGCAGGGCUGGGGCCACGGUCCGGAGCCGGCUGCAGCGCCUUGGACAGCAGCAGCGGCCAGGCUGAGGCGGACCGUGGAAAAGAAAAUGACUUCUGCUGAGAUGCUACCAUCGAGUACCAACACUGAGAAAAUCAAAUCUGUUCAACUGCCGUCCUGUGCAAAUCCUGGCAAUCCUGUGUUUUCCUGUAUGUUGGACCCAAAGACACUCACUACCAAUAAUUUCUUGACAAACCCUCAGCUUUUACUGUUUAAAACAACUUCAAGUGAAUAUGGUGCUAUACCACCUACGUCUCAAAUGGUACCGUGUACCUACCAUCCAAAGGAUGAAACAUUUACAAAACAUUUGUUAACUUGUGGUUUGACUCAACAUAAUUAUAUAAACACUGCCAUUGACAGAAGUAGGGUAUAUGACUACCCAAAUAUGCAGCAUACUCUGUAAAAUUAUACUAUCUUACUUUUCUCACAUAUUUACUGAAAGGACUAGUCAUUUUAGCUUUGGGAAAACAAAAUGCAGGCUUCUUAUUUUUGUUGUCCAUUUUGGGAGUAAAGUGUCAAUAUAUAUUACAGUAAAACACUUUUUUACUACAAGGAUCAAAAAAGGAUUUUAAGUGAGUAUUUGUUAAUACAUUUCUGUGCAUCAACCCAUACAGGAAUAAAGUAUAUGUCUUGAAAUGAA
Chrysemys picta bellii (western painted turtle) is the source of this 770-nucleotide messenger RNA. It is a transcript of the gene PIERCE2, whose product is annotated as piercer of microtubule wall 2. Gene Ontology annotation, biological process: axoneme assembly. Gene Ontology annotation, cellular component: axonemal microtubule. The record is from RefSeq and is a predicted model, not a curated record. Lineage: Eukaryota; Metazoa; Chordata; Testudines; Emydidae.